UUCUUUUCCUAAGUUCACUUUUUUGGUUAUUGACUAGAACUUACUAUUUACUCAUUAAAUUAGUAAAUGAUGUUCUUUCAUUGUUCAGAUUUUUUGCAUUAGGAUGUUGGAAUGAAAUUCAAAAGUGUCAGUUAGUAGUAAAAAGUUCAAUUAGUUAGUCAGUCAUUUACCGAUUUUUUGAAAUUGCUGUGAUUAUUUUUCCUAACAUUAUUUUUGUGCUCAUAUGCUGAUAGCUUAUACAUUGUUCUGUAAAAUCUAAUGCAACCUUUUUUUAAAAAUUCAUUUAACUUCAGAAGAAUCUCGUAUCUAAUCAGAAUAACUUUUCAUAAAAUUUGCAUAAAUAUUACAGGUUUGUAACUAUUUUUUGCAAAAAUUAUGAAAUUUAUUAUAAAGAAGUAUUUCUGAAUUUUGGUUAAGUAAAGUUACAACUAUUAAAGUGUAAUGAAGCGAGAGCAAAAUUUUUUAAAACGAAGUAUAUUUUGUGGACUGAAAUUGAUGAAGUCAAUGGAAAUUUGUAUGUUGACCUUUUUAAUCUGAUAGUAGAAUCUCGUAUACCUGGAAUCAAUGAAAGAGGUUAUGGUAAUGGAUACCAUUGUCCCCCUCUUUUAGGUCAAAAUAUGCAUUUGUGCGAUUUAAUGAAUCCUGAGAAGGAUUUUCUUUUAGUGUCAAAAACAUCAAACUAUGAUCCAUCAUUUAUUGGGAGCAGUUAGACAUAAUGUUUUUGAGAUUGAAGUUCUGAUGCUUCCAGACUGUUGUUCUGAGUCUAAGUUAAGUGAAAGAAUACAACAUAAAGAAUAUGUGCUUCUUGAAAGAUGGUCUAUGACAUUUUUUGAAAGCGACAAAGCCCAAUUGAGCAUUGAAAUUCCAGAACUUCUAAGAGCAGUGCGCUCUUUUCUGCAUUUUUCACAAAUUAGUGCUUGGUUAAGUUCUACAAAAGGAAAAUCCCCUGCUAAUAUAUAUUAUUGGGUGAAGCCUACAUCUGAUCCAUCUGCAACAAAAUUUGAAAAUAAUCCUGAAGUCCAUGCUUUUCCACCAUUUAAAGUUAAUGAUGAACUAUGUGGAACUGUAAGAGUUAACUUCCCUACCAGGAAGCAGUAUAUACCAAUCAUUCCUUGUUCCAAACAUCCUCCUCAUCCAGGAUUAAGAUUAAGGUUAACUGAAGAAUCUAGUUUAACUCCAUCUAUUGCUUUAACCACACAAAUUGUCAAGCAUUUGCAAAAGACUUGUGAUAACCAGGAAUCUAUUACUUCUGUUAAACACUGUGACAAUGAUUCAAAUUCCUUAAAAAGUAGCUCAACAAAUAUUAAUAGUCUAACUCAUAGUUUGAUGGAUAUUAAUAAAACUAAUCGAAUUCUUAAACAUUCUAAUUACCAAAUUGGUCUAAAAACUAAUGGAGCCAUUUCAAGUUCUUGCAAUGCUCAAAUUUGCAACAAAACUGGAAUUUCUUUGAAAUCUGAUGUUGCCAUCUUUAGUAACUACCGACAAACAUAUUCAAAAUGUUCUAGUCAAGAAAAUGUUUGUUUUGAUAAAUUAUCACUCUCUAAUCUUUUGCCUAAAGAUGAAUCUAAGAUUAAUAAAUUGAAUAAAAUUGUACUUCCCUUGUUUUGUGAAACAAAUUCUUUGGUUGGGGAAAUUUCUUCUCAGCAAACAGAUAAACCAAUUGUACCAAAAUGUUCUAGUACUUCAAACCUUAUUACCUCUGAUGUCUGCAAUGUAUUUUCCAAUGUUUCUAACUUAUUAUCAACUAUAGAACCUAGUCAAAGUAAUGUCUCACAUAAUCCUCUUGAAAACGCUUCACUUUUGGAAAUAAAAAAGAAUAACUUAAAAAAAUCUCUCAAGCGAAGACAUAUUCUAAGAAGUGAAGAGCUGAACAUCAUUCCAAAUAAAAAGUGUUUCUAUAAAGAAAAAUGUGAGAAGAUAGAAAGUUUUAAUAAUAAGCGAUCUUUAUUUCAACAAAAUAAAACUCUUAAAGAACCUUCUAAAAGAAAGCACAGCCACUCUUUAGAAAGUUCAAAAACAGCUUCCAAUUUAGCUAACCAUAUUAAAGUUGAAAAAUGCAACAUUGAAAAGUAUGGUGAUGUAUGGAAUAAUUCCUCCAAAAGUUCUUCCAAAAGAAAAGCAGUAGUUGAAAAAUCACAACAAUCCUUAGAAAAGUGCUCAAAUGAAAGAUGGAGGUAUUGUUUUAACAAUAAUGAGAGCAAUCUUGAAUCAUCAAUUACUUAUAUAAACUCUGAACUAGUCAAUUUUCCUGUACAAACUGGUAAUACAAAUCAAUUUGUAAAUGGAAACUUAGAUCCAGCUAAUUUGUUUUCUUCUGACUGUAAUGAUGUAAUCUCUGCCAAAUCAGAUUGUGAAGCAUUUAAAUGUUUGAGUACAAAGCUGAAUUUGAAUGUUUUAAAGUCUUCCUAUAAUGCAAAGGAUGCUUUGAUGCAUAAAAAUUGCCUUAAUGCAAACAGUGAUAUCAAUAGUGAUAUUAGAAAAUCUAUUGCUUUUUCCAAUAAUGUAAUGGGUGAAAAUGUAUCUAAAGUUUGUUUAACCAAUAAGUCAUCUAAAACUAGUGGUUUUCAAACUAAGAAUUAUAAGAUUAAAAAGCGUUAUAUAAAUAAUUUUUAUAAAUCUUGUCGUUUGCAUAAGAUAAAUUUGUAUCAGUUCUCUAAUCAUGAAAAAAUUUCUUCCUUAAAUGACAAGCAAAGCAAAUUUCUAGAGCUUUUGAAAUCUUCAAAUACAAAAAGGCAAAAAUUCUCUUAUUUAAAUGUUUCAUGUACUAGAGCAUCAAAGCUUUUGUUGUGGGAUAAAAAAGAGAAGAAAGAAUCUCUGGCCAGAAACAUAUGUGAAUCUAGUACAAAAUCUAGCUCAUUGGACUUAAUCCAGGUCAAGAAAACCGAAGAAGAAAACCAAGAGAAACGAAGAAACCUACAAAAUAAAAGUGCUAAUAGUUUUGCUCAAAACCCUAUAUUUGCUGAGAACCACAACUCUGAAAUAAUUAUUUCAAACUCCGAUUUAUUGAGGAAAAAAUCUAGCAAGGAUAGCUCACUGUAUUUGAUUUCAUGUGAAGGUGACAAAAGUGAACCAUCUUUGUUUAAAAGUAAGAACUUAGUACAUGAUUUUCAAGAUUCAAAUAAAAAUCUGGUUACCUUCCAAAGGCUGGAUACCAGUCCAAACUUGGGAAAAAAAUCAGUUUUUUCAUGUAACAGUUCUUGGAAUGUCUUGCCUCAGAAAGCUACUAUGUACCAUGACUGUUUCCCCAGACAUGAGCUAAAGUUUGCCAGAGGAAGAAAACUCCUUGGAAACUUUGAGGAAUCUAUUCUUAAAGGUUGUCUUCUUCCUGUAAGUAAUGUUGAAGGUUUUCAUACUGAAAUAGGAGCAAGUGGUAGUUUUUGCCCUAAUCAUAUCACUUUGCCAGCUGAUGUUUCAUUUUAUGCGAUGGAUAAUUUACAUUCUCCAUAUAUGGCAAAUGUGAAAUUUCAUGAUGUUGAAUAUUAUGUGCCAAAAAAAGGAGCAAUACAAGUGACACUAUUCAACCCAUCUGAAACAGUUGUCAAAAUGUUUGUUUUGAAUUAUGAUUUGAGUGACAUGCCACCUUCUUGCCAUACGUUUAUACGGCAAAAGACUUACUUUAUGCCAAUAGGCUCAGCGGAAGAUUGUCCAUCAUCUUCAAAGUGGUUGAGAUUUAUCUUACAUUUAAGGUUUGCUUCUUCUAAAGCUGGUAAAUUAUAUCUUCACAAGGAUUUAAAAAUUGUGGUUUUGAAUAAAAGCAAUGAUGAUGCAGCUUCCGAGUUUAAUCAAGAACCUCGUGAAUUACGUUCAUUUCUACAUGUGCCUAUGAAUCCUACAUUUUCAAACUAUUAGAGCUAACAAUUUUGUCUGAAUGUGCCUACUUGUAGUUUUUUAUUUGUAUGAUUUAAAGUUGUAUUAUAUGUUUAUUAUAUUUAAUUAAAUGUUAUUAAAUUAUUAUAUUAUAACAAUGCUUUUUUUCUUUUUUUCAUUGGGGAUGCAAGUAAAAAAAAUAAACCUGAAAUCAAUUUAUUGAAUAUUUCUUAGAAAUAAUUAAAAAUUUAAAGCACACACAAGUACCUAAAAGUUUUGCAUGCCAUCAAUAUUUAUUGUUACAAUCGUGAGUUUUAAAACUUAUAAUUUAGUCUAGAAAAUGACUUCAGCUUUAUUUUUAUUUAGAUUGCAUCUCUAUUUCAAACACAAUCACCAAACUCAAAUGUAAUUUAUUUUAUAGAAAAAAAGUUUUCAAAAUAUGGAAUUUUUUUCUUAAUAGAUUUCAAAAAUGUCAUGCAACAAGAGCAUUCACAAUGAAGGUAAAAAUAAUUGAUGAAAUAAUUAAUAAAAAACUAUUAAAAAUAAGAACAUUUUAUAUGUAUUUUAAAAAUGCAUUCAAAUAUUUUUCUUUCUUCCAUCCACUUUUUGAAGGACUAUUUAGAAAUGUAGACUAAUAAAAUAGUUCCGCAAUGCUACAAAUUUUUUGAUUAAUCAUUUUUUCUUCAAUUUGGUUCAAAACAAGAACAAUUUGUGUAUUUUCAAAUAGUAUGACAAAUUAUUUUACGCAUUUUUAUUAAAUACAAAUUUUUUCAUAUUUGCAUGGGAAAAUAAUAAUUAGCAUCAACUAACCUUUGCAAUACUCAAGGGUGUAGUUAAGAUGUUCUUUUUUCUGCUGGCUGAAACAUGCGAUUUUAAUUUGAGUAAUGAUUGUCCUACUUUAUUUGUAGUUUAAAUUUGUAAAUUAUUAUAUGCUAAAAAGAGAAAGAAUAUAAAGUAUGUUUCAUAUGUAAA
This is a messenger RNA of Parasteatoda tepidariorum (common house spider), 4779 nucleotides long. Lineage: Eukaryota; Metazoa; Arthropoda; Arachnida; Araneae; Theridiidae. The record is from RefSeq and is a predicted model, not a curated record.